Purpureocillium lilacinum is the source of this 4653-nucleotide messenger RNA. RefSeq lists its product as uncharacterized. NCBI's taxonomy places the organism in Eukaryota, Fungi, Ascomycota, Sordariomycetes, Hypocreales, Ophiocordycipitaceae. Gene Ontology annotation, biological process: tRNA methylation. Gene Ontology annotation, cellular component: cytosol. The record is from RefSeq and is a predicted model, not a curated record.
AUGGAGAGCGAGCCCCUCCAACAGGCGGCCGGUCUGCUCGCCAACCCAGCGCAGCUGAUAAAAUGGCUUGAGACAAAGGAACCAGAAGCACAGACAAGAUGUGCCGCUGCUCUGUUCGAUCAGCUGUUGCGAGAAGCCGGCCAGCCAAAGUCAGUUUCCGGUCAGGCCUGCGUGAGACUAUGCGGUCUCGUAGAACAGUCAUCCAAGGCUGUAUCAGGGGAUCUGAGAAAAUGGGCCUUUUCUCACGACGUCACCCUCAAGCUCUUCGAUUUCUUCAUGGACUGGAACGAAUCUGAUCAGCACCGAUCCAUGAAGCUCGUCCUCGACCUCGUCGUGCAGCUUAUCAAGAGGAACCCUCAGCAGGACAGUGCCCUCGCGACAAAACAGUUUCUCCUAGAUAACCUCAUCUCCAUUGUCACCGGGCGCUCCACUAAGCCGGUUGCUAAAUCGGCCAUCAAGACCCUGGACCACUUCCUGACAAAGGGGGUCUUUACUCUGGACGAGAUACGGUCUUGCUACGAGAGCCAUAAGCCUGGGCAUGCGGACAGGGAUGACACGGAAGUCUGGAGGCUCUUCAUGCUUGACCUCUUUCGCUGGCUGCGGUUGCACUUUGUCUGCCCAACGGCAGGCAAGUUCAUUGUCUCGGUAUACCGAUGCUGGCAUCCGGGAGGCGAUGCAGAGACGAGUGGCCCAAGCAUGAGGACAUGGUAUAAGUGGCUGUUGCACUUUGCAACCGAAGAGCCUUCACUGCUGGAGUCUAUCAAGAAUUACAUCUUCUUGCCGCUCCUGAAAGCGGAGCGAUCCGAGGCGCUGCGAUUCCUUGGCAUGAUGAAUGAGGAUAAGGCUGUCGCCGGCGCCGCAAGCUUGGAUCUUGACAUGCCUGCUUUGCUACAGCUUGCCGCUCUGGAAGCUGGGAAAAAGGUUGGACUCGUCGAGGAACCAGCUCUUGGAGGCGACGAGCAUCAGGAUACCGAAUCGAUCACCGUCCAAGAGAAGACAUUGGAUCGGGUUCUGGCGCACCCUUCGCAUGAAGUGCGCGCCCUGGCAAUGUCUCUGCUCAUCACCUCGCCGUCCACAACAAGACCCUAUUCGUUUGCGGCUUUGGAGCUGCUGCGGAAGCAUCUCGGCGCGUUCUUCGCCGACGCCGAUGCCAAGUUCCGCAUGGAGAUUGCGGGCAAGAUUCGAGACAUGUUCAAGCGUGUCCGCGGCGCCAUCCACGUCUUGAAGAGAAGCAUACCCCGUGUCCGAGCAAAGGCCAGAAAGGCAAAUAUGGCGGCCACCGACGCGGAUGUCGCAACGCAGCCGAUUCUCUACCGCUCCAAUCUAAUUACGCUGCCGGAAGCUCAGCUGGUGCACUGCCUCGGUUAUCAUGAGAAGUUCUUGCGGUGGUAUAUUGGCUUUCUCUGCAGCGAACUGACGCCGACGGCGUCGUACCAGAGACAUGUCGCGUCACUAAAAGCGCUCAUGUUCAUCACCCGCUUGGAAGGAGAAGCGAACAAGGCGUGGGAGACCGCCGACGACCAGGUGCUCUUUUUCGAUCUCUUUGACGACAAGUGGGCGCGAGCGCUGUUCGACUUGCUCAUGGAUCCGUUCGAUGACGUGAGAGAUAUGUCGGCGACAGUUUUGAAACGGAUAUACGCCGAUGAUAGGUAUCGCCGCUUCGCUCUUUCGAGCGACGCCGAUGACAGGCGCGUUUCGGAAACCCUCGUCAAGGUUGCGAAGCGAGCUGAGAGACUGUCGCAAAGGACGUCGAGAGCCGACCACUCCGAUGGGGCGUCGAGAGCGUGGCAGCUGGUGUUUCGGUUCUUGGACACAGGGGAGAAGCAGGUUGCAUUCUUGGCCAAGAUGAUUGACGAACUGGAUCGCAAGACGUCGAUGGCGGAAACUGACCUGGGCCGCGCCGUGCUAGAAGCGCCUCUGCACGGCGAUAUAUCCUCGCUGAACCACAUCUGGCAAGUGGUCUCGGAGCUCAGGCUUGCCGAGGCUGAUCUUGCGGCUGUCCAAGCCUUGCAGUCGAGACUAGUGUCAUGCUGUGGUCGGGUAUGGGAUGCGGUCAAGGAUGUUCUUUGCGACGACUCACCUGAGGGCCAUCUGCCACAGGAACUGGAGGACAUGGAGGGCCUCGACACAAAGGGGCUUCUGAGCUUCAGCUUUCGCGCCGUCCACGAGUCCAGCAAUCUCAUGCGAACCAUGGUCCUGUCGUUCCGCAACCGAUCGCGGGAGGGCCUCCUGAUACCGACUCCUGAGGCCUUUGAGAGCAUCGGCAACCUGACUUUCAAGGAGCUCGUCAACCUGCGACACCGCGGCGCGUUCACAACCGUGGCCUUGACCUUUGCCACCUGCUGCCAAAACUCGAAGCACGUCGAGCAGGGUGCCGCGCUGCUCGACGCUUGGUACCAAGGGACCAUGAAUGCCAUCUUUACGCAAGCUUCCACAACCCGACGAUCCGCGGGCAUACCUUCGCUGAUGACGGGCAUCCUCUCUGCCAACGCGGCCCAUCCGUCGUUUGAGCAUGUUAUGGAGGAGCUCAUGAGCAUCGCGCGCAGGGAAGCGCGCGUCGCCGAAACAGACGGCUCUAACCUUCCGCAGGUCCAUGCGUACAACUGCCUGAAGGACAUCUUCAAGAACUCCAUGUUGACCUCCAUGGGCAACAAGUCGGAGAGCUACCUGCCGCAGUGCCUGGAGCUCGCGGCCAGCGGCUUGCGGUCCGAGGUCUGGGCCAUCCGCAACUGCGGGCUCAUCUUCCUGCGAAGCCUGAUCGACUGCCUGUUCGGCUCGCAGGAGAGCAAGUCCAUGAUCGAGGCCGGCUGGGACGGCAAGGCGAACAGGAUCGCCUACCACCGGUACCCGAGCCUGCCUGCCGCGCUGCGGAACCUCCUCAAGUCGGGCCAUGAGACGCUGGCUCAGACAGCGGCAACGGCUUCCGCUGCCGAGUCGGUGUUCCCGGCACUGGAUAUCAUUCGCCGCGCCGGACCUCCGGAGCUGCUUCGCGAUGAGAUCCAGGUCCACGUCGCCGUCUACCUGUCCAGUCCCGUCUGGCACGUGCGGGAGCUGGCUGCCCGAACCCUGACGUCGUGUCUACUGCACGACAAGUGGCUGCAGACAAUCAAGAGCAUAUUCCGAGACGCAGACGCCUCGAAGACUGGGAACCGGCAGAAUCACAUACACGGCGUUCUUCUGGCGCUCAAGUACGUGAUUGAGCGCCUCAGCGAGGUGGCACUGGAUCAACUCAAGGGUGAUCUUGAGGAAUUGGUCGAGUUCCUCUCUUCGACUUCUGUGGAUGCCAAAUUCCCCAAUUGCCCCGAAAUCGCGGCUGCGUACCUUGCCGUGGUCAACCUCAUCUGGGUCGUUGGAAGGUCGGCUUCCCUGGCCCUGCCUCCCAUCACAGUCACAAUGCCCUCCAACAGCGGCUCCGCUCUGCUCAGGCACCAGCAGGUCAUAUACGCGAUGCACGAUGCCGCCACGAAAAGCCAUCCCGUGCGUCGCAUACGGGAAUUGCUUUUGGACCAAGGCCCGGCUGCGGACUGCUCCGUGACGGGUCUGGAGACUCUCCCUAGUGUAUGGAGCGUGGCUACAUCACCAAAGGAAUCCCUUGCGGAGCUCAGCGAGCUGUAUAUUGACGUAUGCCUUCAGACGAGGCUUAUAGAAGCCCAGGUCGUUGCGGUUCAGAAUCUGGCCGAUAUCGUCGAUGAGCUUCUCCGGCGCGAUGAGGCGCAGGGCCUGUCGACAGGGCGACUUGUCGAGCUGUGGUCUACGCUGUCGUCGCGGUCCCUCAACCCAGCUCUGGCCAAUGCCGUCAUCCGAGCCAGUGGAAGCAUAGUGGCUGCUCUGGGGAGAAGACAGGAUGCUUCCAAGAUCAGUGUCCACGACUGGGGACUGAUGAUGGCCGAUGCUGGCCUGGACGACAAGACAUUCGACACGCGAUUCGCCGCCGCCGAGUCCCUCCGCGCAUUCUUCGCCGCCGCCGGUCAGGACCACACCUCCGAGGAACACCUCUCCCCGCUCCUCGCGGUAUACGACGCCCUGAACGACGACGACGACGAGGUCCGCGAAAUGGCGUGCGCCUCCGUGGCCAUCAUCCUCGGCGAGUCCCUCGUGCCCAUGGAGGCCGCCUCCCGCCUGCUCCUCUGGCUGGCCGCCAACCUCGGCGACAGCCCGCGCUUCAGGGCCGAGGUCGCCAGCCGCAUCGUCGGCCACUGCGGCAUCCAGGCCCGGGACAACGCUGCCGCGUGGCAGCCCGCGGGGGACCAGCUCGCCCGUGCGCUGGAGUUCGACGACUCCCUCUUCGUGGUGGAGGAGCAGAACCUCUUCGUCGACGAGGUCCGCGAGACGGACCGCUGGGUCGGAGCCUUUGAGAGCCUGACCUGGAAGGGCGAUGAGGAGCCCCUGAUGAGGUUGGACGGCUGGCUCGCCGGAGGCGUGGCGGAACUGACGAGGCUGUUCGGCGAGGAGGAUGGGCCGCUGGGGUGGGCGUCUAACCCAGAGGUCUUUGCCAUUUGCACGCGGGUGGUGCGAGGCUCGGCGGCGUUGGCCAGGGGUAAUGCCUCCUCGCCUGAGCUUGCCCAAGCCGUGGCGACGGCCAAGGAGGCGCUGCAGUCACACGGCACCAGUGUCUCGAGGCUUCUCACUGCUGGAUGGGAAGAUGCGCCGUAG